AUGGCUCAAUUUUGGAACCCGGCGUACAGUUGUUUCACCUUCGGGAAGGUGGACUUGGUGCCUACUGUGGAGGAGUAUACGGCUUUGCUUCGUUGUCCAAAGGUUCAAGUCGAUAAAGUUUAUUCCAAGGCUGCUAGUGCCCCAGCUUUUGUAAAGAUGUUAAUGAGUAUCAUUGGGAUGAGUGAACAAUGGGUUAUAGCUCGAAUUCAGCAAAAGGGUGAUGGUAGGUGCAUUCCUUGGGUAAGUUUGAGGGACCUGAUCGUGGCACAUCCAGAUACAAAGAGGAAAGUUGACGUCUUCGCCUUAAGUAUCUAUGGUUUGGUGAUUUUCCCCAAGGCUUUAAGGCAUAUAGAUGAAGAAGUUGCUGAUUUCUUUGAUCGACUUGAUAAAGGGGUCACACCGGUGCCUUCAAUUCUUGCUGAAACAUUCAAAUCCUUGAGUGCAUGUCAGAGGGCAAGUGAAGGUAGAUUUAUUGGGUGUGUGCAGUUAUUGUUGGCUUGGUUCCACAGCCAUUUCUGGAAGGUAGAUAAGGUUUCCUAUCGGGUUUUUUCUGAGAGUUACUUCCAGUUAAAGGAGAUAGCAGCCAUGUCUAGGAGAGAUGACAUAUCAGAAGAAAAUUGGGUUGCGCUUCUCCGAAAUAUUCAGGAAGAGAAUGUUGAGUGGAUAGCUCCUUGGUUUGUUCCUGAUGAGAUUCUCUGUAGGUGUGGGAGUUUUGAUUGGGUACCCCUACUUGGAACUUGGGGAGCUACUGGAUAUGCCCCUUUGCUCGUUUUAAGACAAUACAGGUCAAGGCAGUUUGUACCAGUGACACAUGGAUUAGCCCAGAGUGAGUACGCUUAUAAGGAGAAAAAUUAUAAGAAGAAAGUUCAAAAGAUUUCUGAUGCUUGGAAACAGACAAGCCGGAUGAAGAGAUUGGCUGUUGGACCAAUGAAGACUCCUGAAUACAAGGGGUGGUUGAGUAAAAGAGUUAAUGAUAAUAUCCCUGAGCUGAGUUUGGAGGAUGUUCUUACGAUGGAAGAAUAUUUGCAAGUAAUCCCCUCCGAGCUUGAAAUCGUAAAACGGGACUUCGAAGAGAGAAAUGCGGAGUUAGGGAAAAAGAUAUAA
Gossypium arboreum is the source of this 1104-nucleotide messenger RNA. RefSeq lists its product as uncharacterized. The transcript has a single exon. The coding region runs from base 1 to 1104 and encodes 367 amino acids. The record is from RefSeq and is a predicted model, not a curated record. Lineage: Eukaryota; Viridiplantae; Streptophyta; Magnoliopsida; Malvales; Malvaceae.